CCGUUGUUGUAGUGUGGAAUAUUCUACUGAAAUGAUGUUGAUGUGAGUCUACAUUCAUGUUGGUGUCCAGCAGACAAUUUGAAUGACCUCUCAACAUUGUGUUCAAACUUCACCGACCUUGAUCAAUCGACCUGAGAACGACAGACUAUGAUAGAAGAGCGGGCGUAUCAUUUUUGUUCGGUAAUAUUUGAGAAAGAACAUCACAGUUUUUGAUAGGCAACGAGAGACAUCAAGAGACCAAUAUUAUGACGUUUUCUUGUGCUUUCAUCUGCCUUGUCACGACAUCUGUCUUCUCUGUUUACCGCACUAUUUGACAUUGAAUUGUCAUGAUAGUUGCGGGUCACCUGGUGACCAUCUGAGAACGAAUAUCUGAGAAGAUUAUCGUCUUCUACUGCAUCACCGAGAAACUCGUCAACAUCUGUUUUCCCAACAUUUACGGCUCUCACUUCUCCGGCUCACUCCAUACAGAGUCCGUUGUCUUCUCCCACGCAACCCUCUCCCGUAGAAGUACUGUGUAUUCGGGUUUUAACUUGUUUAUACGGAUUCUUCAGUCUAUUUGAACGUAGGUAAAAUCAGGUAAAAUCACGAGUUAGUCGUGCGGUCAAUGAAUUAUAUGAUCUACUCAAUUUAAUGAUUUCUAAUGACGAUUGUAGAAGUUGGAAGUAGUAUGAUACAUAGAGGUAUGAUAGUAGUUUGAUUUAGGAAAUAACUAUCAUUUUCCAAUACAAAGAGCUAGAAUGUCUUUUUGACUCGUCCAAAAGCUGUGAAUUCUAGAUGUAUUACCAGUCUAGGAGUGGUAGUUGUGUGGCAGUCCGAAAUUCUACGGACUCAGUCAUCUUCGGUGUUUUCUUAAGCACGUUGGGAGUGCCUUGCAGCGAUACUAUACCGUCUCACUGCACUAUGCAAACUUUUCUUUCAAUGUAAUCAAUCUACUGUACAAAGCACAUAAGUAAAGUAACCGGUUAGCUUUCCCUCCAUUCUUAGGCUUAUCCCUUCUGACUCUGACAAUCUACUAUACUUCGACAACUUAGUCCUACGAGUCCUGUUCUGAGCUUAACUACUACUGUGUAUGUAUUCGUCAUUCAAAUGAGCAUGAAUCCUUUGUACUUGAAUGUAGACGUCGUCUGAUGGUGGUCAAGGUGUUUUUCAACGACACGGUACAACCAGCAGGCGUUACGCUGAGAAAGCGAGUUUCUGAAUUUUUGGGCUCUAUUUUGGGGUAGAACUAGCGCAAAGACCCUCUAGCUUCUUGUGCAGUUUAAAAUAACCUGAUUCAUAGUAGAGUUGUGAAGAAGACAAUCCUUUUUUUUAGAAAUGACAGAUUGAUGUUACGUGGUCCAUAACAUCUUUCUGUUGACUCAGUGAGCAGUUGUUAUUGCUUUUUGAAAUAAUUUGACUUUGAACUCCUCACGAAGUUUUUCACUGUGUUUUUCUUCAAGAGCAUUAAAAUGGCGCGGAGUCUUGUGUGUUAACUUGCUGCGUACAAGAACGAACACGCAGAGUUGGCCAUCAUCUCUUUGUCGUCAAACACGAAGUAGGAAGUAGACGAAGCACGAAGACUCCUAGAGGAGGUUCUACCGCUUUGGAAUGUCCUCGCAGGCCUGCGGUUCGUCCGAAGGAGGACGCGGUCAACGUUGCGUUUCGGACCUCUUCUGUGGUGAUUUUUCCUUAUUCGGUGAUGACGGAGAUGCGGAGGAGCAGACACCUUUGAGCAUUUUCAGUUGUCCCGACGAAUUGUUCAAUGGUGUUACGGACGAAGGAUCAGUGCCAGACGCCGCAGCACUCUCCGUAGGCGUUCGCGGGGGCCGCGGUGCGCGCCGCGAGCGGCAGCGACAAGCAAAGCGAGAGUGGCGCGAAAAGAACGGCUUACCACCGUACCCGGGUGUGCACCGGGCCCGCAAAGGUAGUAACGCAGGGUCUUCGGCAGGAGUCAAUGCAGGAGUGUCUUUCGCACAAUCGUCUUCUGGGGGAGCUGAUGCAGGAGGAAAUCCGAACACCAUUACAGCUGUCAUAGGCGGUAAAGCUAGUACAACUGCAGGAGCAAACAACAUAGCUGAAAAUUCUUCUAGCACAUCAGGAGCGGGCGCCUCCUCCGUUGCCUCCUCCAGUAGUGCGGGGACAUCGCAAGUCGUGGACGCCGUCCCUGCUCCGACCACGAGUUAUCCACAACGAUUGAGUUACAAGGAGUACCGUACUCAAGAGCGAAUGCGGAUGAAGCGGGAGUACCGCGAAGCCAAGAAGCUCGGUGUGUCGCCAGCGGAUGUGCACCACAAUCGCAUGCGGCGUGACGACUUCUGCCAGCUAUUCGCUCAGCAGGUCUACGACACGAUACGAACAACAUCCUCUGGUGGUCGUGCACGACAAGAGCCGGCAGGAAGUUCUUUAGUCAUAGGAGAGGAGGAUCUCCAGGAGAACGUCAAUCAUGAAAAUCUGCUUCCAGAAGAACAAGAUGGUUGUACUAGAAGAAUAGCAGUAGAGCAGCAAGGCCAAGGGCACCACCAGCAAGGCACAACGCAAGGCACAACUGUUACGCAGAAGACGGUUUCUGGCGGGAAGCCCUUAGCCGGUAAUGCGCUAGUGCGGAGUGCGGAGAGUGCAACUUCAUUCACGACAUCCCGUAAAACACGAGCUGAGGUAGACUUUGGACCGGAGCGCGAAGACGGCAAUGUCGAGUACAAGCGGAUGCUGUGUACCUGCGCUCCCCAAAGGCUACAGCAAUUGACGACGCAGAUGCAGUAUCGUUUACGCGAAGGCGUUGGAACUUGCGUUUACCGCAUCGGCGUCGACGAUGACGGCUAUCCUCGUGGUCUCACGGAAAGGGAGUUAGAGGAAAGCUUGCGGAAUCUAUGUACUUAUACUUUUUGUUUUUUCCUAAUAAUAUGAUAAUGAUUUCCCAUUUGUGUUGUGCUUGUGGUUGUGAGGUUAGUAAAGUUUGUUGCUUUUGCAUCAGAAGUACGAAGUAGCAUUUAUCAUCCAUGACUCCCAAAUUACUAUGACGACCUAAAGAAUACCCUUUGAAAUUGAAACUCAACAGACACUUGUGCGUGCACGAUCGAUCCACACAUCGGGAUAGCGACUGAGAAGAUUCAGCUGGAGGGAUCUGCACUAGUGAUUGGGCAAGUCACGUUGCAGUUAGCGCCCAAGCUCGUCGGGACGGCAGGUGUCAAUAUGGCUAGUUAUGGCGGCGGAAGCGUAGCCGGCGUAGGCGGUGGUUUGAUGUCGGGAGGACUUUUGCAUGGUCAUCUUGAACGUAUCAAGAGCCGCGUAGUUCUCUGCGGAGCGCCGAGCGGCGGCAAGAGUAGCUUAGUCGGCUGUCUCGUGAAGAAUCUGAAGAACGACAACGGCAGUGGAUUAGCCCGAAGUCUCGUCUUGCAGUUUCCGCACGAAAUUUUGUCCGGAGGAAUCACGAGUAGCAUCACGAAGCACGUCUACCGAAGCGAUUUGGAGAUUGUUGACGUGCCUGGGGAUCCGAGGUACGUGAAAACCACCCUACGAGGCAUUCUCGGUUGCAACAACUUCACGCCCUUGUUGCUUGUGCACGACGCGCGGGAACCGCUUGGGCCAGAGUUUCGGCUUUUCGUGGACCUGGCGAAAGCAUUGAAUCGACGGCUUAUGGUCUUGCUGACAAAGUGCGACCAAUUGCAGGAACUAGAAGAUGUUGACACUGUUGAAAACGAGCAACUUGCUGCUCAUGAUUCGCCAAUCACGACAUCGAGACCGACGGAGCGGGUGGCUUCGACAUUAGGUGGCGUUGAUGCUACAUCUACUGUUCUUCCAAUAGGUAGUUCCACAACGUCCUCAUCUAGCAGAGGACCACGCUUGAAUAGUACCGGAGAAGUGGAAAAUCCGAAGGGCCACGAGAUGAAUUCCGAAGUCGAAAAUCCACAUGGGCCUGGCCUGCCCGCAAAGACCUCUUCAGUGAGUCUGACCGGUAAUGAUCCAGGUACAGCGGUUCCGCAGUAUCUCGGAUCCACGACUGCUCGGCAGUUGAAUAGGCGGCAACAUCGUCGCACGUGCAGCGCAGACACGACCACGAGCGGAGUCUCCGUAACCGACGACUUCAAAUGUGGAAGAUACCAGGACCCGCAGGUCUCGAGCCCCUCCAUUUGUGGAGCUCAACACUCAGGUCCGUUUGUCCCUACGGCACGCGGAGUCUCGAUGCCAACCCGGUUAGACGACAGCAUGUGCAGUAGUGGGAAGUGGGCGGCCGAUCAGGAUGGCGGUUUCCAGUUGACGACGCCUGACGGGUUCUUCGACGAUUGCGACUUGGGAUCACUCUUUGGGGGUCAGCACGGGGAGCAUGACGCAGUACAGCUCACUGCGGGCGAGCAGCCGUUCCACCUUGACAGCUGUGCCAAGCUAGGAAACGCGGACCCUCUGGCAGGGAUAGCGAUCGGCAACGGAACGCAAAUAAGUGCAUACCACGAUCUUUUUGGGUCAUCUUGUUCACAAGUAGGAGAAGAUCUACAUCCAGCGGGCAGCCCGGCUAACGCUGUGACGAGGUAUCCUAAUCCGACGGUGAUGACCGACGCGUCGACACUGUUAGCCACAAUGUCAGCCAGUCGUGUUCCACCUGGCAGCAGUGCGUCUCCUGACAACGUGAAAAAUGGAUUAGUACCCCAGUCAAGCGGCACGUUUCACAGCGAUCAGAACGCUCUUUUUAUCAGUACUCCUGGUCUGUACGCUGAGCCGCCAGCGGACAUGACGGUGAUCGAGCGAAAGCGGAGAAAGCGAGAGCAAAUGCGGGAUUUGCAAGUGUCGAAGGCAGAGGAAAACAGACGUUUGCUGGAGCACCUCGCAGAGACGGGAGCGGACUGCGUCGACGAGGAGACUUUCAAGUCUUUGAGCAGACGAGGGAGGAAGCGUGUGAGGAGAGAACGCUUAGAGCAAUUAGCGAAAAUGAAUGGCAAAAAAGUAGCUGAGUUCUUUUCUCCCGGAGGUGGAUCGGCGGAAAAAGAUGAUGAGGAGGACGGCGAAGCAGGAGAAUCUCCGAGGACCGCUGCAGGAAGUCCAGACUGUAAGGAUGGCGAAGCACCAGAUGAGGAGAAUCAGAGCAACAGAAAUAAUGACCAGCAGUGCUCCUCGGGAAAGGAAGAACAAGGCUCCUUGACUCUAAACCUGCACCAGAAGACUCCUGGUCCUGGCGAUGCAACAGCUGCCUGCAUGACGCCAUUCCCGAAGAACAAGGAGAAGAACAAGGAGGCCACAAACUCUGCUUGUGCAGCAGCGUCCAAAUGUCCAUCAUGGCGCUCUGCGGUCCUGCAUCGAAGCGGCAGCAAGACGGCUGGAACUUCCGCACCAGCACACUUGCAACUGGUCCCGGCAGGAGGUGAACUCCCCGAGUCGCCUAUGGUGGGGUCGAACACACCACCGCAAUGGCGUGGCGAGCCUCUGCUUCAUGAUGAGGAGGACGACGGCGAGAUGGAUGAGAGCGACUUCGAUGAAGAUCAAGACGGGGGAAUAGGUUCUUCCGGAGACCGCUCGCCAAGCGCGUCGACACAGGGAGAGCAGCAGAGAAAACGCAGAGAAGGUGAACCCACUACCUCCUCCUCUAAGAUGAAUGCUCGCCCGAGCAAGCCCAGACAACGCUCGCGCCAUGCGAAAGCCCUCACCUUUGCUAGUAGUGUGACCCCGCUUUCUUCAAGUACAACAGCAGCUCAGAACAGUCAAGAGGUUGCUCAUUUCAGCAAUGACGGUGUUGGCAGUGCACCAGCAGCGUUUCUGCACAGCACUAGUCAGGAUGCCACGUCCAAAGCCGCGGUGAAAACGCAUACUGGUCCAUGCGCACAGCCUGCGGCUGAGGACGACUUUAGAAUACGAACCAUUUCAGACUCUCUUCCACUACCACUUGUGCCUAAUACAACUGCUGCAUCAGUCAAGACCAGGACUCUAAACACAACAGAGGACCAGGAGCAGGGCUCUUCUACUCCAGCAAACACAAAAAUAGUGCUCAAUAGUACAACUGCCGCUGCAGCACCAGACUCGCCAUCUUGUCUGCUUACACCAGCUUCUAGUGAUUGCCUUGCGGCUUGCUGGGCUACUCAGUAUGGUGAUGUCGAGCUCGGAGCGCUAGUUCCGGAUAGUCGGCACUCGUGGCUUGAGAGCAAGCGUGCUCGAAGAGAGUUAUGGACACGGAAGACGUCGGGUGGAUAUGGGAAGAGUCGCGGUUCUAGUGCCGAUCUUGCGAUUGGAGAGAAACAGGAGGAAGGUACUAGUUCUACUCCUGGUGCCUCUUCCUCUGCGGCUUUUGCCCCACCUGCGCGAACGCAAACGAGUCUGGAAAUCCAAAAGAGCGCAUCAGAAGUAGUUCGAAAGGCACCUUCAGGAGUAGAACUUCUAGGCGCUGCUCAUCAGCAUCAUGUGAUGACCACUUCCUCAUCUUCCCCACCUAUGAGCCCCACCGGCGAGGGGAAUUCCAAGCGGUUGUCGUCAAUUCGCAGCAAUCGGCUUGUGGAGAAUUCACGCGUUUUUCGGCGUAAUUUUGCGGAUACUGACUACUUCAAGCAGAAUUUCUCCAUCGUGCAAAAAGAGAAAGACGUGAAUCUGUUUUUGCGAAAGAAGGAACGCAAGAUUCCAGUGCUCGCCGUCAGUUGCGUCACGCGAUACAAUUUUCCUCUAUUGGAGUACCUACUGACGCACUCGAACUUCUUUCCGAUUCAAAGCAGUUUCCUGUCCUUUCACGGUGUGCGCUUCGUCGUCGACUACGUGUGCAAGAGCGGCACCAGUCGUGGUACUACGUCUAUCAUGGCAGCACCUCCGCAACCUCCUCUGGGGUCUUCGGGAUCUGCGGCCUUAGGGGGGGUGUCAUCAACAGCCGGAGGCGCACAAGCAGCAGCUUCCUCAGCAUCACCAGCUGGAACAAGUGUUGGGCCUACUAAUUUCAGCCGUGCUGUUGACCAUAGUUCGCAGUUUUUAGUUGUUGGUGGCAACACGGUGACGACCCUACGCAUCGGCGAUGAGUUCUACUUGGGUCCGGUUGCAGGUAUAGAAGAACAGUUGCGAGUGAAAGUCUGCAGCAUCCACGUACGACGACAACCAGUUUCCGAACUGGCGGGUGGGCAGAGCUGUACGGUGCAGCUGAAACUGGUGCCUUAUCACAGCACAAUUCCAAGUAAAGAAGUCAUGAAGAUGAGCGAAGUUGUAAAAGAAAAGAGGACUAAAAGCGUCGACGAAGGAGGCGGUAAUCAAGAACAGGGCCAACUUGUUUCGUCUACUACGCUGUCGAGCAGUAUUUCGGAAUUACACGUUGCUGAGAACAACAAACAGAGCCACAGUCAACUGCCUCUAUGUCAGACAGCAGCCAAGAGCUCGCCCACUCCCUCAAGUGUAGCGAGUCGAGGUCUCGUGACACCAGCAGGGAAGCUAGGGAGAGCCGGAGGAAGCAUGUCUCAAAUGAGCACCACAGCUGGCGAGACGAGUGAUGAUACUAUUCUAGUGAAGCGGCUGCGAGCUUACGCGGGAAGUCGCUUCGCAAGCGAUUCGGACCAGCAUAACUCAGCACGGAUCUUACGCAGACAAGGCAGCAGCUUCAAGCACUAUCAGCGACAGAUCAGGUACAUUUAAAGUAUUCACGAGGAUUGAAUGUAGAUGAAUCGACUCACAUCAUCAACGAGGAUUGAAUGUAGAUGAAGGUGGUGAUAUCAUCACUUGGAUGACCUUGGCGAAUGUUGAGAACGAACAUGCGGUAAAUCUAAAUUGAUUUUUAGCAAGCACGUAGCUGCAAUUUUAUCCCGUCUAUGAAUACACCUCCCAAAAUAAGUACUUAUAUAAGUGUAAAAGAACAACAAUCAUAACCGUGAAAAUCUUCAGGUCUGGCAUGUGGCUGUACGACGUAUCAUCCUCUGUGGACACCUAUUUUCGCCGUUAUUGUCUCGUAAGACUGCGAUGCCUCACAGGAUGCUCCAGCAUUUUCAAGGACGAGCACUUACUUCUCUACCUGCACUCCAGUCGUCAAAUCGUCAGGGUCGCUUGGGCGACUCCAGUUGUCACAGCUAAUGCUGAGCACCUAGGAGAUCAGAAUACUAGCGCUGCCAAACAGAAUCAUGUUGGAGAAUAUUGCUGUGGUCUGGUACUGUUGCGAAGGAAAGACGUUUGUCUUCCCGGAUUGCAGGUCGUGGCGGUGCGAGACGGCACCAAGAUCAUUGCCGGUGGCGAAAUCAUUUCCCGUAGGACCAUGCGCAGUCUUACUAGGAAAAGUGGGGAUCAUGCCAAACGAGAGUGAGACGACUAGUAGUACACAGUGUGACGACUACAAAGUCGUGGGAGACGAUGUAAGCUGCAGAGAUAUGCAAGAAGUGAUGGAAACGCCUGUCGUCGUCGCUUAGCAGGGAGCAAUACAAAAGCAGGUCAACACGAAAGAGAAGGAGAGCACCAUUGAUUUUGACCAACAUUGAUUUGAAAUUGGGAAAAAAAUGAUUCUGAGUAGCCCUUACAGAACGACCAAUCACAGCAUGGAUACUUUUUUGGUCUAUUACCCACAUAUUCUUACAACUACAUUCAUGGUAUAAUGUUGAACUACUGUAACCCAGUUUGUUUCGUAACCUUGAGCCUAAUAUCAGUCUACCAUCAAAUUCAUAAAUAUAAGAAUAUCAAGCUCGUCAUUAUCAUCUAACCUCUAUAUCAACCUUGUAAAAAAAGAUGUACAACCUACUUCUUAGUGAAGAUUAAUAUAUCUAACCAAUUAUACCUAGCAAACCAAUUAUGCUUUUAUCUACUAACUAAACCAAUCAGCAAGAAAGCCAAACAAGCCGAUCAGAGCUGGAAAAGCAACUAAACCAAUCAAACCAACCAAAGCAAUGAAACCAACCUAUUGAGAUCGAACUCGAAUAUGUUUAUGUCGCAGUACCAAUCCUUAUCCUGAAUUAUUUAAUAUUCAACUUUGCGCGUAUUGAAUCUGAAACUAGAUGAAUCUUUGUAAUCAGCUGUAUUUUUAGAAAAAGGAUAUUGUUGAGAAGUGAGUUACUAAGUCAAUGAAGGAGUGGCGAAGGAGAAAGACGACCACAGUGUAGGUAGAGCCUUCUAGUGCGGUGCUAUGGGACGAAUGUUAGAGCCACAUGAGGAGCACCAUAUGAAGCGCCAAAUGACUCGUGCAGGGCUUAUCAACGCCGGCGAGUUUUGUCGAGGUGUCUGCGGACGCUACAAGCGAAGAACGAAGUUUCGUUCUCACAGCCGCUACUACGAAAUUCAGUCCUAGGUGGUAGUGGUCAUGGUGAUUUCGACGUACGUAAAAAGGCGAAGUAAGCUACACAAAUGUUUGACAGACUGAAGGUUCGUAUUCCAUUGGAUUUAGACAAACUAAGCUGGUAUAAUCGCAAAGCCUAAGCUAUUUUUAGAGCUAGAUUCAGGAACAGGUUCAAGAAACUUCGUUUGUUCUCAAGUGAGAACUCUGAUGUUUGCGGAAGAAGUGAGUCUGUUAACUAGCUCUCACACUAUAGCAGCUAGUUGAACUUGCUCUUGAUUUUUGAUUCUUGAGUGGUCGUCAUCCAUGUUUUUUUUGCGCAUUCAAUUCCAGGCUCUUCCAUCGUGUACGGAACAAAGACCGAACGACUCCGAUGAGAAACUGUACUGUCGUAGCACUAAUAAAAUAUGAUAUUAGCUGAAUUUGAACGGGUCAUCUGCAAUAUGAAGGCCUAUAACUUCUACUAGGAGGAGACGAAGAUAAGACGAAGACACGACCUACGCCCUGAUGAUGGGAUGGUAAUAUUUGCU
Molecule: messenger RNA, 9708 nt
Organism: Amoebophrya sp. A25
Lineage: Eukaryota; Dinophyceae; Syndiniales; Amoebophryaceae
Source: the annotation of a GenBank genome assembly